This is a messenger RNA of Helianthus annuus (common sunflower), 636 nucleotides long. Its product is annotated as leucine-rich repeat extensin-like protein 3. The coding region runs from base 48 to 488 and encodes 146 amino acids. The transcript is spliced from 2 exons. The record is from RefSeq and is a predicted model, not a curated record. Lineage: Eukaryota; Viridiplantae; Streptophyta; Magnoliopsida; Asterales; Asteraceae.
UCACCCUCUGCUCAUAACCCCUCACCUCCUCCCUCAUCCUCACUUACAUGCGACCACCCUCUCCCCCAGCCUACAACCGCCGGCCGCCACCCCAAUCACAUCCGCCGGUACCCACCCCCUUCGCCGCUCCUCCUUACCGCCGACCCACCUCCCUUCUACACCAACCACCGCCGCUCACCACAACCUUACCCCCUUCCUCUCUCAACCGCAGCCAGCCGCCACCCACCUCACUUUUCGCCCCUCUCCUCUACUCAUCCGCAAACAUCAACAGUCCAAUUUUCACGAAGUCGGACUUCACUUGGGGGUUCAGGUUCAACCGAAAAAUCAACCGGAAAAUCUUUCUGUUCAUCUUAUCUCUCUUCAAAUCCAAGAAUGUCACGUGCAGGAACUUCAAGUCGGGCCAACAGGAAACGAGGUUGAGACACUCGCUCAGGAAAGGGCCCAGUGGGACACAGGCGGGUGAUGAGGUGUUGGAUGAUGCGGAGUAGAGCGAGGAUGACAGCUUAUAUCUUUUGUUUAUUUUUAUCUUUAUGCUGUUUUUAAUCCUCGUCUAUUGGUUUGUACUUAAAUACAUUAAACAGGUUGGUUGGGAUUUUGGGGUUGGUUGAUACACUUGUGGAUGGUUGUUGAACGUGA